Cordyceps fumosorosea ARSEF 2679 is the source of this 1011-nucleotide messenger RNA. RefSeq lists its product as hypothetical. Gene Ontology annotation, biological process: lipid homeostasis; mitochondrion organization. NCBI's taxonomy places the organism in Eukaryota, Fungi, Ascomycota, Sordariomycetes, Hypocreales, Cordycipitaceae. Bases 1 to 1011 code for a protein of 336 amino acids. The record is from RefSeq and is a predicted model, not a curated record. Gene Ontology annotation, cellular component: mitochondrial outer membrane. The transcript has 2 exons.
AUGGAAGGCACAAGGCAGCCUCUCAACCACCGCGCGUCGCAGCAGACGAUUAUCUCGCUGCUCGAGCUCGACCCGGCCCCGAUCGAGCCGCCCACUGUCUACGACGAGAAGCAACUACACAACGCGGCUGACACGGAUGACUCGGACACGAUCAUGGCGGCGUCGGCCGAUUCGUCCCUCACGAGCACCUGGACCACGACCGCCGCGCCGGGCCUCAGCACCCACGGCGGCCACGGCGCAAUCUUCUACCUCUCGCGCAUACAACGCUACUCAACCUACGCCAUGUCCGUCUUCACCACGCUACACCUGGCCAACGUCUCCUUCAUCCCCGCUGUCCAGCGCUCCGUCGCCUCCUCCGAGACGUACCUCCUCAUGACACGUGAGAUCUACCAGACGUCCCUCACCGAGCCUCUCCUCGUUGCCCUCCCCGUCCUCGCGCACGUCGGUGCCGGCGUCGGCCUGCGCCUGCUGCGCCGCCGCGAGAACCUGCGCCGCUACGGCGGCGCCACGCCCGCCGCCUACACGCCGCUGCCGUACCGCUCUCCGUGGCCGCCGCUCAGCUACAUCUCCGCGUCCGGCUACGUGCUGGCCGGCUUCCUGGCGGCGCACGUGCUGGUCAACCGCGCGCUGCCACUCGCCGUGGAGGGCGACAGCUCGAGCAUCGGGCUCGCGUUCGUGGCGCACAGCUUCGCGAGGCACCCGGCGCUGGCGCGCGCGGCGUACGUGGGGCUGAUCGCGUCCGCGGCGGGACACAUGGUCUGGGGCGCGGCGAGGUGGUGCGGCCUGGCGCCGUCGACGAGCGGCUGGUGGGGGCGGAGCGGCGGCGGCGUGAUGGUGACCAGGGCGACGAGGAGGAGGAGGAGGAACCGGUGGUUGUCGGUUCACGGUGUGGCGUUGCUGACAGCGGCGGCAUGGGCGGUGGGCGGACUGGGGGUGGUUGCAAGGAGCGGACUGCAGGACGGGUGGGUGGGAAAGGUGUACGAUGGCAUGUUUGCGAGGAUCGGACUGUGA